AUGAACACCAUCGACGCAACAGAGCACUAUUCAUCGAGUGCCCACGACCGCCCCCCCUCUCUCCUAACCGUUAUCCUCGACACCAAUCCCCACGCCUGGGCCCAACUCAGCCAACCCUCCGCAACCGCCCUCCCGCUCUCGACCGCCGUCGCCAACAUCCUCGUCUUCCUGAACGCCCACCUCGCCUGCAACUACGCCAACGAAGUCGCCGUCGUCGCCUCGCACACCCAAGAAGCCAGAUGGCUGUACCCGGUCGCGAACCCCCCCACAAAGAAACCCACCGACAGCGAUGGCGACACGCCCAUGCAGCAGCAGCGGACCACCACCAACCGUCCACCCCCGGCCAACGAAAUGAACAAAUACCGGCCGUUCCGAAUCGUCGAGGAGCAGAUUACCCAGAAUUUGCAUGAUCUCCUGGCGACCACCACCCCGAAGGAUCUGGAGGCGACGAAUUCCACGUUGAUGGCGGGGGCGUUGACGUUAGCGCUCAGUCAUAUUAAUCGGCGGACGAUUGCGUGGGCUGAGGCGCAUGGCGGGGAGACAGAUCCAAAUGCGGCUACUGCUGGUGGUGGUGCAGGUAGCACAACUGGUGGUGGUGGUGGUAGUGCUGAAGUCACACGAUCAACAACAGAUUCAGGCUUGCAGUCGCGGAUCCUCAUCCUCUCCGUCAGUAGCGCCACGGGCUCUGCCCACCAGUAUAUCCCCAUAAUGAACGCCAUCUUCGCCUGUCAGCGCCUGCAUAUCCCCAUCGACGUGUGCAAGCUCAGCGGCGACGCCGUGUUCUUGCAGCAGGCCGCCGACGCCACCAAGGGGGUGUACAUGGCCCUCGCCGAGCCCAAGGGCCUGCUGCAGUACCUGAUGAUGGCGUUCUUGCCGGACCAGCGGUCCCGCCGUCAUCUGAUCCUGCCCACGCGCGUGGAUGUCGAUUUCCGCGCGGCGUGUUUCUGUCAUCGUCGGGUGGUGGAUAUCGGGUUCGUGUGCUCCAUCUGUCUGAGUAUCUUCUGCGAGCCACUGGAGAAGGGCGAGUGUCUGACGUGUGGCUCGACGCUGGAGAUGGGAGACUACGGCGCCAAGCCGGCGGUUGUGGCGCGCAAGAAGAAAAAGAAGAAGGUGCGUGCUGGUGCCAAUGCGCCCUCGGCGACGCCCACCCCGACACCCACGCCUGGUCCGUGA
This is a messenger RNA of Aspergillus saccharolyticus JOP 1030-1, 1173 nucleotides long. RefSeq names its product TFIIH/NER complex subunit TFB4. Gene Ontology annotation, biological process: nucleotide-excision repair; regulation of DNA-templated transcription. NCBI's taxonomy places the organism in Eukaryota, Fungi, Ascomycota, Eurotiomycetes, Eurotiales, Aspergillaceae. The coding region runs from base 1 to 1173 and encodes 390 amino acids. Gene Ontology annotation, cellular component: transcription factor TFIIH holo complex; transcription factor TFIIH core complex. The transcript has 2 exons. The record is from RefSeq and is a predicted model, not a curated record.